Messenger RNA from Gigantopelta aegis, 711 nucleotides. RefSeq names its product sorting nexin-18-like. Bases 1 to 711 code for a protein of 236 amino acids. The record is from RefSeq and is a predicted model, not a curated record. Gene Ontology annotation, cellular component: membrane. The transcript is spliced from 6 exons. NCBI's taxonomy places the organism in Eukaryota, Metazoa, Mollusca, Gastropoda, Neomphalida, Peltospiridae. Gene Ontology annotation, biological process: regulation of cell differentiation.
AUGUCUUGUGGUGGAGACAAGUCGGUACGUUUAUCAAAGGGUUCCUUUUCAAAGAGCUGGAAUCCCGAACUAUUCGUUUUAUUCCAGGACAGCACCCUAGCCUGGUACAAAAAUGAAAAAGCCAUUGAGCCAAAAGGGAGUGUCUUUUUGAAGGACGUGUGUCAGUUUCUUGCUGUGGGGUUAAUAUGCCAGCAAGUGCCAAAUCGCCCAGAACUGCCGUCAGGUGGCCGACUUUCUAACAUGAUGGGAAUUCCCUUGAAACCCAACAAGAAGACGAAGAUGGUGUGGGCAGUGUGUUCAUCUGAAGAGGACCUCAAGUCCUGGGUUGAGGCUAUAAUUGGUGUGUUGCCUCCACCACCACAACCACCACAGCAGGGCCAUCCUGGUGCCCCACCUCCAGGGGGCCCUCCACCAGUGGCCCCACCCCCAGGAUUCCACCCAGGAGUUACCCAAGGCCAGCCAGGAUACCCACCUCCUCAACAAGGAUAUGGUGGGCAGGCCCCAUCAUACCCACCUCCACAACAAGGCUAUGGUGCUAACAGACCUCAACAAGGUGGUUACCCCCGGCAACAGCAGGCUGGUGGCCAAGGAGGAGGAGGCACCACAGUGAUAGUGCAGGACAGAGGUGGUCGUGGAGGAGGAGGGGGGUCAGAUGGAAUGGGCGGCUUUGCCACCGGUGAGUGUUCAGUAUACUGUACUGUUAGCCUAUGA